Molecule: messenger RNA, 3074 nt
Organism: Botrytis sinoallii
Lineage: Eukaryota; Fungi; Ascomycota; Leotiomycetes; Helotiales; Sclerotiniaceae
Exons: 6
Coding region: 225-2762 (845 amino acids)
Biological process (GO): septin cytoskeleton organization
Cellular component (GO): plasma membrane; endocytic vesicle; cytoplasm
Source: RefSeq, a predicted model, not a curated record
UGAUAUUAUAUUGUUUACUCCAUAGGGCCUUUUUAUAAGAAAGAGUACUUUACAUACAAUUUUAUAUUUGCCAGAAAUAAUUCUCCAUUCAUUCCUUUUUACAACAAGUACCACUGCAGCUACAACUGCUCAUCCUGACCUACAAAGCAGAAGAACAUGAACAAUCAUUAGUCACACUAGAUGAUCAACUCAUUGGGAAGUUAGGAUUACAACAAAUCACAAAUAUGGAUGCAGUAGACCGACAAGAGUAUCCGGCUAUGCUGGAUCGAUUACAACCAGGGCCAGCUGCAGUAAAACUUAAUGAGCGUGUGAAGAGGAUAAAUAAAGUGAAUACGGAAAUCGCGGAUUGGUUGCAGGAGCGCCGCAAAGUGGAAGAACAAUAUGCUUCCGGUCUCCGAAAGCUUGCGCGCAAACCUCUACAAGAAACUGGGGGAGAUUUGGGGGUAUUCGAUACACCAUGGAGAAAAAUUGUGAAUUCGGUCGAAUCGAUCGCGGAUUCUCAUCACAAUUUGGCUGAACGAAUCUCCAAGGAUGUUGAGCAACCAUUGCGACAAUUCGCUACCCAAAAUCGAGAAAUGCAGGGAAUGACAACAAUACAAGGGAAUCUCGCGGCGAUGGCUAAGGAGUUGGAAGAUGCGCAACAUGCCUCGGACAAGCUCAGCAAGAAGGGGGGGAAAGCAAGUACGCAAAAGGUGGAGAAUGCAGCCGCCAAAUUACAGAAUGCGGAACAACAAUGGCAAGCACAAGCUCCAUUCAUAUAUGAGAGUCUUCAGGCAGUAGAUGAAAGACGAUUGAACCACCUCCGCGAUGUCCUCACGCAAUUCGAAACACAUGAAGCCGACAGAAUUGAGAGAAGUCGAGUGGCCGUUGAGCAAACCUUGACAGCAUUGUUGGAGGUAGAUACUGCCCAGGAAAUUAGGAAUUGGUCUGAAGCAUCUACGACGGGAAGGCCCGUCAUGGAACGACCCGUUAGACAACUUUCGAGCGCUGGAGACAGUGGCGCAAUGCCAUUACCUCCUCCUACUCCACGGUCUACACAUUCAGCAGCUGCUAGUGAUAUAUCAAGACAAGAAGGUUCUAGUGAUUCGAAGCUAAAGAGCCGAUUUGGCACGAUGCUUCAACGUCGACGCCAAAGCAUUCAUGGAGGAUUUGCUCGCGCCCCAUCACCGAACAAGGGAUUCGCGAGUUUGAAUCGCAAUUCCAACAGCAGUUCAGGACGACCAACCCUUUCACCUCAUACUUCAUCAAACAACUUGCGCGAUUCACAAGACAACCGACUUUCUGCUCUUCCCGAAUCACCAUCUAAUCGCGAUACUUUGCAACCUAAUGGCAACUCUCAUGGUAUGGGCCAAGAUUCAUUAAGUGCAUCAGAUGCGAUUAGACCAGCUACUUCCAAUGGUGUACCAAGCCCGGGAAUGGUGGAUCUGUCGGAAGUGGAACCACCAUCGGGCCCACCUCCAUCGCAUUUCAAAGAAGCCCAAAAAGAUUCUGAAGGCUUCACGGUGCCAGCAGCCAUGAACGAUCCUAUCUCGCAAGCUCUUAAUGAAGCUCACGAGCAAAAUGAACCUCAGUUCAAACUUGAUAUCCGAGAUCAACCGAUUCCCGAGCAAGAUGCAGAUGCACAAGCUGCAUUAUCAAGUGUUGCCAAUACUUUGCGCUCAUCUCAAUUAACCACUCCUGGUCGAAAAGUCGGUACCGUCCGAGGUCGAAGAGAUGUUCGAAACACAGUCUAUGUCCCUUCGCCUAAUCUUGAUGUUAGUACCAUAGAAAACAACUUGCCUCCUUCACCGGCUUUCACACCCGGAGGAGCACGUGCUGCAGCAUUUGCAGCUAUUUCGGAGCAUGGCCAUGCUGCGCCAAGUAUAUCUGAUGCAAAUUCAAUUCGUUCCGGGCAUUCUCUUUCCAAUAAUGUUGUGGUAAAACAUGCUGAUAUGCAUCACCCUGGCCUCAAUGCGUCAAUGAUAGAGACUGUCAGCGCCACACUAGAAAACGGAGCAGUGAAGACAGUUAAGGUUAGUGGGGAGAUUGCUUUAAGCUAUAUUUCGUCACCGAACGAUGCUUCGUUGCCAGCUUCAGGAACCGAAACAAUCAGAAUCAACAACUUUCCCGCUCUAGAGGCUAUUGGUCCUAAUAGAACAUUCAUUCAUCCAGUAUCAGCAGAGAAAUCGGAUGAAUUUACAGUGGACCUUGCGUCAGUAUCGCACAAAACAUCGCCCGCAUUUACUUACCGAGUGCACAUUGAUGACAAGGAUAUGGCUGGUUAUUCGCCAUUAUUGUUAAAACCGGCGUGGAAACCAGUUGGUGAAAAGCUUGGUCUGAUUAUCGAGUAUGCACUUAAUCCAGCUUUCUCCUCGGAUGCCAUAACUUUCAACAACCUUGUUAUCGUAGGUAAAUACACAGGUGCUGGGGCUGCAGUGUGUAAAUCCAAACCUUCUGGCACCCACUACCGUGACAAGUCUGCUAUUGUUUGGCGUCUUGGCGAUGUUACUCUCGGUCAUGAAUGGCAUAAAAUGAGUGCCUUAUUUUCCGGUUCAGAUGGCGCGGUUCAGCAACCAGGUCACGCGGAAGUCAGAUGGGAAGUUCAACGCCCUAUUUCUGGUAGUGGUAUCAGCAUUUCAAGACUGGAAGCAGUUAAAGGUGCUGAAGAGUCAGAUCCAUUUGCAGAUGAAUCAUUAGCUCCAACGGCAGGUAAUUGGGUUGAAAUUGAGACUAGUAGGAAGAUUGCCAAUGGGGUGUAUGAAGCAAGACAAAGCACAGCAUGAAAAAUGGGAUAGGAUUGAAGGUUGAGGGCUCAGGAAGGAACGGAGUUCUUUUCCAGGAGUUGUUUUUCUUCUAUUUCUUUUGUUUUUUUUUGCAUGCUCUUUAAGAGUAUUUGAAAAGUACAUAGGUGCACACAGGGGGGUUCAAAGCAUGGUGGAAGAGUAAUGGUUGGAGCAUGGUGGAAGCGUUUCUUUGAGUUGAUACCUAGCGUUUCACGCUGUUCUUUUUCUUUUUCUUCUUGUAGUGUAGUAUAUGUAUGUAUGUAUAUACUCAAUAACCAGCUUGUUUGAGAUUAUGACAUGAACUUUCUUGUC